GCCACAAUCUUCUCUCCCUCUAUCACACACUCUCCAUCUCUCUCUUUCUGAAAAAUGGAGAGAGAAGACAACAAACCAUCCUUGAGCUCACCAUUGAUUCCAGUUCGUGAAGAAGAUGGAGUUAUAUUAGAAGAAGAGAGGAGCCAUGAGAAGUGGUUCAAGAAAGAGGAAGUUGUAGAAGAAGUGAAGAAGCAGUUAUGGCUAGCAGGGCCUCUUAUAUCUGUGAGUAUAUUACAGUACUCUAUACAGAUAAUAGCUGUCAUGUUUGUAGGUCAUCUUGGUGAGUUAUCUCUAUCCGGUGCUACCAUGGCGCUUUCCUUCACAUCAGUCACCGGUUUCAGCUUGCUGAUGGGAAUGUCGAGUGCAUUGGAUACUUUAUCUGGCCAGUGCUAUGGUGCAAAGCAAUAUCAUAUGAUGGGCAUACACAUGCAGAGAGCAAUGUUUGUUCUUUUACUUGUGUGCAUACCCCUCGCUAUCAUUUCCGCCAACACAAGAAUCAUCUUAAUAGCUCUAGGCCAAGAUGUUGACAUAUCUACCGAAGCUGGAAAAUUUGCACGUUUCAAUAUCCCUUCCCUUUUUGCAUAUGCACUUCUUCAGUGUCUCGUGAGAUUCUUAACGACUCAAAACAUUGUAUUUCCAAUGAUGCUGAGCUCUGGAAUCACCACUUUACUGCAUAUCCCUAUCUGUUGGCUUCUUGUGUUUAAUUCUGGACUUGGAGGCAGGGGAGCUGCACUGGCAAAUUCCAUCUCUUAUUGGAUCAAUGUGGUACUUUUGGUGCUUUAUGUCAGGUUCUCUUCAUCAUGUGCAAAAACUUGGACAGGCCUUUCGAAGGAGGCCUUUCAAAAUGUUGUUACAUUUCUUAGACUCGCUAUUCCGUCGGCUGUCAUGGUCUGCUUGGAAAUGUGGUCGUUUGAAUUGAUUGUUCUUCUAUCUGGUCUUCUUCCUAACCCAGAGUUGGAAACCUCAGUGCUUUCUAUCAGCCUUAAUACAGCAGCAAUGGUUUGGAUGAUCCCUUUCGGACUCAGUUCUGCUGUGAGCACUCGAGUCUCGAAUGAAUUAGGAGCAGGGCAUCCAAAAACAGCACGGUUAUCAGUAUGUGUCGUCUUAGUCAUGGCCAUCACUGAGGGUUUAUUGGUGGGAUUGGUCCUUAUACUAAUACGCAACUUCUGGGGAUACGCUUAUAGCAAUGAAACAGAAGUGAUCGAUUAUCUGGCAACCAUGAUGCCAAUACUUGCUACAUCCAACUUCUUGGAUGGUCUCCAGUGUGUUCUUUCAGGCACUGCAAGAGGAUGUGGGUGGCAGAAGAUUGGAGCAUAUGUCAAUCUUGGAUCAUAUUAUUUGGUUGGAAUUCCAUUGGCUGUUUUAAUGGCAUUUAUCUUGCACGUUGGUGGAAAGGGGCUCUGGCUAGGAAUCAUCUGUGCACUCAUAGUGCAAGUGUUGUCACUUCUUACUAUAACCAUACGAACCAACUGGGAGAAAGAGGCGAAACAAGCUACAGAAAGAGUGUAUGACUCGACAGUUCCGGUUGACAUAGUUUCAUGAAGCUGAAUAAUUACUGAUCGACAAUUAGAAUUACAUGAACACUUAAUAAGAACACACUGGAGAAAAUAAAGAUAGUAUCAUAACAGUAGUGGGUGCAACUCAUUAUCCUCAAGCUGUGUGUUCUUUAUUACCAAAAUCCUCGGAGUGUGAGACUUGGAGAUGCAGCUCAGAGUAUCAUGCCCUGUUUUGAGGUGUUUGGGUCUUACGCAAACUUUAUUAGGCUGGUUUCUUACAGAGAUUCACCGAAUAAAUCCUAGAAAUAAUAAAACAACCUUUUUAUGUGAUGUAUUUCCCUUAUUUUAUUCUAAGAACUUCAACUCAUAUGAGGAGGAGGAUUAAGCUUCGGAAACAGAUUGAAC
This is a messenger RNA of Rosa rugosa (rugosa rose), 1901 nucleotides long. Its product is annotated as protein DETOXIFICATION 16-like. NCBI's taxonomy places the organism in Eukaryota, Viridiplantae, Streptophyta, Magnoliopsida, Rosales, Rosaceae. Gene Ontology annotation, biological process: xenobiotic detoxification by transmembrane export across the plasma membrane. Bases 55 to 1542 code for a protein of 495 amino acids. The record is from RefSeq and is a predicted model, not a curated record. Gene Ontology annotation, cellular component: membrane. Gene Ontology annotation, molecular function: antiporter activity; xenobiotic transmembrane transporter activity. The transcript is spliced from 8 exons.